CUCGGACACAAAUUGCAAUCCCAAAGACAGAACACCGCCACCGCAAAUUCAAAUUAGGUCUCAGUUUUCGCCACCACAACUCAACCACACUCAUUCUCAACUCUCUCUCUCUCUCUCUCUCUCUCAAUCAAACCCAUGUCCAACAGUGCCACUUCUCUUCACAACGAUCUCUUCUCUUCAUUGAUAUCAGACAUCAAGACCUACACAGGCAAAGACCCUCUUCUUCCAUGGCUCAGAGGGGUCCGGAGGAUGAGGGAGUCUCUCCCUCCUCACCUUCUCAGAGAAAAGCUCCCUCGGUUCCUCCAGAAGUGCGCCCAGACCUUUGAAACCGAUCGCCGCUACACGAAUGACUUGCGCUACCUUCGCAUUUGGUUGCAAUUGAUGGAUUUUGUGGGUGAUCCAAGAGCAGUAUUAAGGACAAUGGAAACGAAUCGUAUUGGGAUGAAGAAGGCACUGUUUUAUCAAGCCUAUGCUCUUUAUUACGAGAAGGUGAAGAAGUUUGAGGAUGCUGAUAAGAUAUACCAUUUAGGGGUGCAGAACCUUGCAGAGCCAAUAGACGAGUUGCAAAAAUCAUACGAGCAGUUCCUUCAUCGCAUGGAGCGACACAAGAAAAAGAAAAUACAGAGGCAGGAAAGGGCGACCAAGGGGAUUCUCCGUAUUGGGAGCAUUCCUCCCACGUGUAAUGAUUCUAAACGAACCAAUGAGAAUAUCUGUGGAGAUAUAGGAGCAGAAUCAGAUGUACCCAAGAAGUUUUCCAGUGAAGAUACAGUUGUCGUAAGAAGAUUUGUAGAUACUGCCAUUGUUGGGAAGUCUGAAGCGGAAGAUGCACGCCAUCAUGGUCUGGUGGAACCCACAAUAAACACAAAAGAAGCCUUGAAUAUGAUUAACAACAUGUUUCGAGAACCUAUGGAGCAAGAAUUUGUUAAUAGGAAAUCACAUGGAAGUCGUCCUAAAGCUGGUCAGAGAUUGGACAAAGGAUUUGAGGUAUUUGUUGAUGAAAACUUGAGUGAGGCUGGAUCUUCAAACCAAAAUGGAGAUAAGGGUUUUGUACAAGAACCAUUUCAAAUAUAUAUAGACGAUGACGAAGAAGGCUAUGAAGUGGAGGAUAGGAUGACCGUGAAAGAUCAUUCAGAGAAAAAUUCUCCAGAAGUUAAUGCAUUUGUAUUUCCACGUCCAAAGGAAAUACCGUCAGAAUGUUCCAUUGGGCUAGAUUCAGAGAGAGCACCACAUGCAAGAUUUAGAGAGGAUACAGUAGUUCGUAGAUUUGUGGGGGCCACCAUUUCAGAUGAGCCACAGGUGGAAAAUGUAUGCCACCAUGGCCUAGUGGAGCCCACUGUUAACCUGAAGGAGGCUAUGGAUGAUAUAAAUGGCAUGUUUGGGAAGCCAAUAGAUUUUGUUAGGACUAAUAGAAGGAAAAAGGACAAAGCUCCAAGUAGUAAGAAUAAUUGUGGUGGGUUUGUAAUACUACCUGACGAUGACUUGGAAUAUCAACACGGGCAUUCACGGCCAAGCUCAACUGCAAAAAAUGUAAGUGAUUUGUUCGAGCCAACUGUGUGCACGAAGGAAGCCAUGGACGACAUUAACAAGAUGUUUGGAAUGCCGUUAGACUUCUAGUGCAAGAUAACACUGACUUUAGCAGCUGGGAUUGGCUCAGCUUAGACCAUGUUCUGUAGUGCUGGCAGCCCUGGCAAUAGACCAUUCCUUCCAUCACGACGUCUACGCUCUGCCCAGCUGUUUUGGCAGGGACUUGGUCUCAUCGGCAGAUAUUGCUUGGAAGGAAUAAGUGAGCAGGAGGAAAGAGGUGACGAUCAUGGUCUCCAUUCUUGCCAUGUUGUAAGGGGUGAUUGGAGAUUGAGACUUAAGUAGGUUUUUUUGGAUGGAUGGAGAUGGUAUUUAUGGUUUUCUGUCUGUGAAAAUGUUUGGUGUUUUCAUGGUAGCUGUGGUGUUCAAAAUUGUUGUGUACGUGAGGGCCACCUUCACUUGUUCAAUUGUCUACUUGGUUGUAGUAUUCUGGUUAUCUUCUUAAUCCCAUGACCGACAUUGGGUUUUAUGUAGUUAUGGCAAUUUCAUGCCUGCA
Molecule: messenger RNA, 2077 nt
Organism: Rhododendron vialii
Lineage: Eukaryota; Viridiplantae; Streptophyta; Magnoliopsida; Ericales; Ericaceae
Exons: 6
Coding region: 136-1614 (492 amino acids)
Biological process (GO): mitotic spindle assembly checkpoint signaling; meiotic sister chromatid cohesion, centromeric
Molecular function (GO): protein kinase activity
Source: RefSeq, a predicted model, not a curated record